Molecule: messenger RNA, 4413 nt
Organism: Cygnus atratus (black swan)
Lineage: Eukaryota; Metazoa; Chordata; Aves; Anseriformes; Anatidae
Gene: IMPG2
Product: interphotoreceptor matrix proteoglycan 2
Exons: 21
Coding region: 1-4281 (1426 amino acids)
Biological process (GO): visual perception
Molecular function (GO): hyaluronic acid binding; heparin binding
Source: RefSeq, a predicted model, not a curated record
AUGUUUGCCUUCCUUUGGAAAAUCUCUCUCUUCCUUUUGGUUUUGGGAAUGGUUAAAGGAGAUCUUCAAGCAGUUGCAGCAGAAGAAAAACAAGCUAAAGAUGGAAAACAAGCUUCACCAACCCCUCAGCUCAGUGUCUGGCGGUUAGCAAGCCCUUCUCUGCCUCCUGAGUUGAAAAAGAUUAAUGGGAUCGUGGAGGCUGAACAGGUCAACAGGCAUUUGCUUUUUCGAAGGAAGCGGUCCAUUCUGUUUCCCAGUGGAGUUAAGAUCUGCCCUGAUGAAUCUAUUGAACAGGCUAUUGCCAACCACCUGAAAUACUUCAGACUCAGAGUGUGUCAGGAAACAGUCUGGGAGGUCUUCAAGACGUUCUGGGAUAGACUGCCAGAGCGUGAAGAGUAUCACACCUGGAUGAGCCUCUGUGAGGAAGGAACAAUGAGCAUCUUUGAAAUGGGCAGGAACUUCAGUCAAUCUGAGGAGCACCGAAGUCUGAUUGUGAAGAAACUGUCCUAUACAAAGGAAGCAAUGGCUGGCUCCUGCACUGAUUGGUCAUGUGGUGGGACUCCAACUCCAGCUUCGGAUGCUGAUGUUACCACACUGAGAGAUGCAGCUGCCAAUGUUCCUCCCCCUCAUGAGGUCUCCGUUGAGAGUCCUGCAGGUGGUACCCUCCAUGAAACUGAAGAUGCAGACACAACUAUCAAUAAUGAGAUAAAGAAGGAGGAUGAGAAUCUCAUGAGACCUGUAACUGAGCAGAUGAUUGAGUUCAGCAUUGUGAUCGUUGGAGAAAAGUACAGCGAGGAGCUGAGUGACCCAGACACUGUGAAGCAUCAGCUGCUCUCUGAGCAAUUUGUUUCUCAGAUCCAAAAGAUAUUUGAAGGACUACCUGGAUACAAAAACAUCCAUGUCCUGGAAUUCAGCUCUCCUGAGGAGGACAGUGGGGUGGAAGUGCACUAUGCUGUUACUUUUGAUGGAGAAGCCAUCAGCAAUGCCACCUGGGACCUGAUUAACCUUCAUUCCAACAAGGUGGAGGACAACUCCUUUAUGGACAUAGAGGAUAAUCCAACAGUUGUUUACACCAUCAGCGAUUUCCAAGAUUAUAUUGCUGAAAUUCUCCAGAAAAAUGCCUUGCUUGAAAACACUUCCUUGAUUUUAGACCCAAGCUCUCUCCAGCUUACUAAUGUGAAAGAAAUACUACACCCUACCCAGGAAGAUCCAUCCUGGAUUACUGAGCACCCAGUUGUGUUGGAGCGUGCGGAGUUUGAUGAUAACACCUUUUUAGCUGAACGGCCUUCAGCAGAUGAAUCAACUGUCAGCAAUACCUUGCCCUUAGAUUCCACCAAACCAGAUUCCACUUCAGAUAGUGAAGAGUCCAAUGACAAUGAAAUCCACCGAAGACCAGCAAAUCAGGACUCUGAGGUCAGUUGGACACCUGAAGCUCCACUUUCCUCAGAAGUUGAUGUCACUUCUUCGCCUGAUGGGCUGAAUUUAGAAGAUGGGAAUCAGACUCCUCCUUUGGUCACCACACCAGUAUUAGAGCGUGACUCCCUGGAAUGGCUGUCAGCCCCUGAUUCUUCAGAUGGGUUUGAAGAUACUGGACUAUCUGAAGACUUUAUUCUGCCUUCGAGUCCCCCUUCUCACCUUGUGCCUGAAGAACCUCCAUCUACAGAUGAUUACAUAGUUCCCCUGUUUUCUGCAUCAACAGUGGGCUCCUCGGCAGUCAUAGAGACUGAUACUAAAGCAACAGCCUCUGCUGAGAUGGAAGAAGUAACUCAGGGUAGUCCUGCAGACAGUAGCAAUGCAGGCUCUGUGUUGCAUGAGUCUGUGGAAGGAAGUCCUUUUCCCUUAGAAUUACACCCUGUGGAAGCUGAAACUGAUAUUUAUCUCGGAGAUAGAAUUACAUAUGAUGAUGGGUCUGGUUCAGCUUUUGAUGGUUCAGGAAAAGAAAUGGAGUCAAGUAUUUGGCCUUGGGAAGAAGCAACGCUGGAACCUGUUUUCUACCCUGGUCCUGAUAGCUGGCUUGAUGAUGAUAAUGAAUCUUUGUUAAUCAGAACCGAGGAUAUUCCUGAAGGCCUGAUCUUAGAUUAUAUUCUUAACUCUAGGAAUAAACUAGAUGAUGAUCCUUCCAAAGAUGAAAAUCAAGGUAUGGCCGAUAUAGAAGAAAAUUUUCUCGAUGAGUCUGAAAUAUUUGUCUUUCCAGAGACUACAACUCAGCAGGUAUCUCUGCUACAGACAGAGGAGCCAUUGCCUGUGGAGCCAUCUACACAGACAGAAACAUCGAGCACGUAUGAUUCUUCUUUUGUUAAACCACCCUUCGUUUUGGAGCCGUCAGAAGACUAUUACUCUGUAGACAUGUCAACUGGAGAAGCCCCUGUCUCAACACACAAUACAGAUCUGUCUGUUGAAGAUAAUACUCUCCUUACAUCUACAGUAACCCUCGCUAUGGAGGACAAUAGUCUUACAUCUACCAUAACUAUCAGUGUAGAGCAACCUGAAGAGUCCAGUGCAGGUCAAGAGAUCGUUUCUGAAGCAGUUGAACACCAGAUUGAAGACAGGCCACUGGCAGAAGAAGUGUUCACAGCAGGACAGUCAGAUGUGGCUGAAGCUGCUACGAUAGGCUACUUGGACACAAGCAGUUCAGAAACUAUUCUGACUGCAGAUCCUUUCGUGGUAAACACUAAUACUUCCACAGAAGAGCAGCAAGCCCUGGAUACAUCUUUGGCAGGCCAAAACACUGGCUCAGCAAUAAAGAAACCAGCUGAUGUUUUGCCUACUGACAGAGUGCUAGAAAAUAUAUUAGAUCUGACAGUAGAAUCAGCAACAGCAACUGCAGUUGAAGCUGCAACUACGGUUCCUUCUGUAAUAGAACAGGCCACUGUUCUAGAGGGCGUUGCUGGACAGGGUGGUACAGACCACAGCAUGCUUGUUUCCACGAGCAUCAGCACUGUUAAGAACUCUUACGUAACUGUGAAUGUAACAGCAAACGUCGCUGAGCUUCCAUCCCGUCUCCCUCCGAUGGGAUCCACAGCGUCACCAUCGGUGGUUACCUCAGCAAAGGUGGGAGAUGAAACAGCCAGGGUCCUGGAUGUGUCAGUGGGGCUGGAUCACGUGAGCGUUGUCAGCUUUUCUCCUGUGCCGAGUGAGGAGGGAAGAAGCCUGACUGACAGUCACGUGGAGCUGACCACCCAUGCCCAAUCCACAGAGAUGGCCAGCGUGGCGUGGGCCACGCGUGAGAACCACAACAGCACUCCUGUCCCAUCACGAGCUCUGGUCGUGUUUUUUAGUCUUCGGGUUACCAACAUGAUGUUUUCAGAGGACCUGUUCAACAAAAAUUCCCCUGAAUAUAAAGCAUUAGAGCAACGAUUCUUAGAACUGCUGGUUCCGUACCUUCAGUCAAACCUGACGGGCUUCCAGAAUCUGGAAAUCCUGAACUUCAGAAAUGGCAGCAUUGUGGUGAAUAGUCGAAUGAAAUUUGCCAAACCCGUGCCUCGGAAUGUCACCAAUGCUGUGUACAUGAUCCUGGAAGACUUCUGCAACACUGCGUAUCACACCAUGAACCUGGCCAUUGAUAAAUAUUCCCUGGAUGUGGAAUCAGGUGAGCAAGCAGAUCCCUGCAAAUUCCAGGCCUGCAAUGAGUUCUCCGAGUGCUUGGUGAAUCGCUGGAGUGGGGAGGCUGAGUGUGUCUGCAAUCCCGGCUACCUGAGCAUCGAUGGGCUGCCGUGCAACAGCAUUUGUGAUCUGCAGCCAAACUUCUGCCUGAACGAUGGCAAGUGCGACAUCAGCCCCGGGCAAGGCGCCAUUUGCAGGUGUCGUGUAGGAGAGAACUGGUGGUACAGAGGGGAGCACUGUGAGGAGUACGUGUCUGAACCACUGGUUGUGGGUAUCGCCAUUGCUUCUGUGGCAGGGUUCCUUCUUGUGGCAUCUGCUGUCAUCUUCUUCUUGGCCAGGACCCUUCGAGACCAAUACACGAAGAGCGACACCGAGGACUCUCAGGGGCAGGGUGACAGCCUCUCGUCCAUUGAGAAUGCAGUUAAGUACAACCCUAUGUAUGAAAGUGAUACAACUGGCUACAGCCACUACUACCGCAGAUACCCUCAGCUAACAUCCUACAGUUCAACCAGCGCAGAGACAUCCACCGACUACAGCAGUGAAGAGAUAAGGCACAUUUAUGAAAACAGUGAGCUUACUAAGGAGGAAAUUCAGGACAGAAUUCGAAUUAUAGAGCUCUAUGCUAAAGACCGUCAGUUUGCAGAGUUUGUUCGGCAGCAUCAAAUGAAGCUGCUUUAAGGAAAAAAAAAAGAAUCAGUAGAAAGCAUGUGGGAGAUAAAGACUACCUUGUUGCCAUAGCAAUGGGCUCAGAUGUAACUGCAAAGUUACUUAUAGUCUUAACAUUGCAUGGAUGGAUACAGAUGUUUUCUA